GUUAUUCAUACUUCCAUGUUGCAUAGUGCAUGAUUUUUACUUCAGCCCAAUCUAUCAGAAUUAGAAUCCCAUCUACCUCACAUUUUCUCCAGCUAGCUGUCCUGAUCAAAGUUCUAAAAGGAUAAUGAAAAGAAAGAAAGGGCCAAGAUGCUCUCUCAUCUCAUCUGAUCAGAGAUGACGUUUGGCAUAUCCCUUCAGGUUGCAGAGGCUAAGACUCUUAACACCCAGAACAGUAAAACACCUCCUACAUCAGUGAAAAAUGUCAUUUCAGUUCAGAUUCCAAAUGAGGAGGUUUAUUCCAAUGAAAAAAAAAACAUAACCUACUAAUGUUGUUUCAGUCUAUUUGUCGGCGAUUUUUCGCUCUUUCUCGUUUAAGCACCAUGAUAAUUGGCUCCCCACCCUGGGGCUCUUAUAAAUAACUGACCUUGCUGCCAAGAUUUACCAAGGAGCUCUUGCAAGGCAAGCACACAUCACACUAACCUGAUAGUGUGUGCUCUUGUGAGGCCUCCAAGAAGUUGCCUGACCACAGAAACACAAAGCUAACACUAUCACAGAGGAUCACAGAAGCUGAUCAGGUAGUGAUCAGUGGACACUACAGCCUCUUGGUAGAGGAGUGAGCACGGUGCAGAGCUAAUUAAGCCAGUUACUUGUGCGAGCUUACAUUGAGUGAGCUUGGAGCCAAUGGAUAUUGAGUCAAGGCAAGGUCCCAAGGUUGACACCAUGGCUGCUGCCUCUGAGGUCUCUGUGGACUGGAGGGGCAGGCCGUGCAGCCCUCACAAGCAUGGUGGCAUGAAAGCCGCCGUCUUCGUGCUAGGGAUUCAGGCUUUCGAGAUGAUGGCGAUCGCGGCCGUGGGGAACAAUCUCAUCACGUAUGUCUUCAACGAGAUGCACUUCCCGCUGUCGAAAUCGGCCAACAUCGUCACCAACUUCAUCGGCACCGUCUUCCUCCUCUCCCUCCUUGGCGGCUUCCUCUCCGACUCCUACCUCGGCAGCUUCUGGACCAUGCUCAUCUUCGGCUUCGUCGAGCUCUCCGGGUUCAUACUGCUGGCGGUGCAGGCGCACCUGCCGCAGCUCCGGCCGCCGGCGUGCGAGAUGAUGGCGGCGGCGGGGGGCUGCGAGGAGGCGGGCGGGGUGAAGGCGGGGAUCUUCUUCGCGGCGCUGUACCUGGUGGCGCUGGGGAGCGGGUGCCUCAAGCCCAACAUCAUCGCGCACGGCGCCGACCAGUUCCGGCGCGGCGGCGGCGGGGACGGCGGCGGGGGGAAGCAGCUGUCGAGCUACUUCAACGCGGCGUACUUCAGCUUCUGCGUGGGCGAGCUGGUGGCGCUCACCGUGCUGGUGUGGGUGCAGACGCGGUCCGGGAUGGACGUCGGGUUCGGCGUGUCGGCCGCCGCCAUGGCCGUCGGGCUCGUCUGCCUCGUCGCCGGCGUCUUCUUCUACCGCAACAAGCCGCCGCAGGGCAGCAUCUUCACGCCCAUAGCCAAGGUUUUUGUUGCGGCGGUAACCAAGAGGAAACAGGUGUGCCCGUCGUCGUCUUCGUCGUCUUCUUCGUCGACGGCCGCCUCGCUGGCCGUGACCCCCGCCGGCAUCAACAAAUUCAGGUUCUUGGACAAGGCGUGCGUGAAGGCGCAGGACGGGCGCGGCGGCGGCGGCGAGGGCGGGAAGGAGAGCGCGUGGCGGCUGUGCACGCCGGCGGAGGUGGAGCAGGUGAAGGUGCUGCUGUGCGUGGUGCCCAUCUUCGCGUGCACCAUCGUCUUCAACACCAUCCUGGCGCAGCUGCAGACGUUCUCGGUGCAGCAGGGGUCGGCCAUGGACACCCGCCUCGGCGCCGGCGCCGCCUUCUCCUUCCACGUCCCGCCGGCGUCGCUGCAGGCCAUCCCCUACCUCGUCCUCAUCGCGCUCGUGCCGGCGUACGAGGCGGCCUUCGUGCCGGCAAUGCGCCGCGCCACGGGGGUGGACACGGGCAUCACCCCGCUCCAGCGGAUCGGGGUCGGCCUCUUCGCCGCCACCUUCUCCAUGGUCGCCGCCGCGCUCGUCGAGGCGCACCGCAGGCGCGCCGCGCUCGACGAGGGCCGCCUCCUCUCCAUCUUCUGGGUCGCGCCGCAGUUCCUCGUCUUUGGCAUCUCCGAGAUGUUCACCGCCGUGGGCCUCAUCGAGUUCUUCUACAAGCAGUCGCUCGCCGGCAUGCAGGCCUUCCUCACCUCCAUGACCUACUGCUCCUACUCCUUCGGCUUCUACCUCAGCUCGGUGCUCGUCUCGCUCGUCAACAAGGUCACCUCCGGCAACAAUGGCGGCGGCGGCGGCGGCUGGCUCAGCGACAACGACCUCAACAAGGACAGGCUCGACCUCUUCUACUGGCUCCUCGCCGCGCUCAGCCUCCUCAACUUCUUCAACUACCUCUUCUGGUCGAGGUGGUACUCCAAGGGUGUGGAGACGGUGCAGGUCGCCGGAGUUGGAGGAGGAGGCGGCGGCGGCGGCGAGCAGGAGGAGAAGGGUGUCUCCGAGAUCAAUACGGGUCACUGACGUGUGGACCCAAUCGCAUCGCCUAAUGUAUAUUAGUGAAUUAAUCAUUUAACCUAGUCUUAACUUUUUUUGUUUUUUAUGGAUUUCUUCCUUGUAUGGAAAAAAAAAAUAGUAAGGGUGGAUGUAUAUGGGUCUCCACUUAAUUAAGGAGUGGGUGAUGUAUAAAUUAAUUAAUCACAAGGGGUUAGGUGAUUACUUAAUAAUCAUAUCCCUGAUUAGGUCACGUCAAAAGUUAGUUUGACUCUGCAUGGAUGCAAGAGUACGUAGUAGUAUUUGGGUAGGGAUCAAGUGUCAAGUGAAGUAUCUAGUCCUUCUCUUUAAUGACAAGGAGCUAGUAUAUAUGCUCUAUAUAUAUAGCUAUCAUGUAAAUGACAAAGGGAUUUGCCAUAAAGCAAAGUACUGAAAAUAGUUGGUGCAUAAAAAAAAGCUUUCAGCUGAAAGGAUCCAUAGCCUAGUGGUUACAAAGGUCCGUCGACAACGAAACGUCCGUGGUGACUUCGGGAUUCUCUAGAUUUAUUGGCCAGUAUUCGGAGGUGCUCAUAGGGGGGUUUGCAUGCGUGCGUUCUUAGGAGAGAGUGUGCGUGUGUUGUGAGCUUCGGGAUUCUCUAGAUUUACCGGCCAGACUUCAGAGGUGCUCAUAGGGGGUUUACAUGCGUGCGUUCUUAAGAGAGAGUGUGCGUGCGUUGUGAGUGUCUGUGUUAUACUGUAUUCUAAAAAUGCUUUCACUAU
Molecule: messenger RNA, 3249 nt
Organism: Oryza brachyantha (malo sina)
Lineage: Eukaryota; Viridiplantae; Streptophyta; Magnoliopsida; Poales; Poaceae
Product: protein NRT1/ PTR FAMILY 4.4-like
Exons: 4
Coding region: 682-2520 (612 amino acids)
Biological process (GO): transmembrane transport
Cellular component (GO): membrane
Molecular function (GO): transmembrane transporter activity
Source: RefSeq, a predicted model, not a curated record